AUGGAGAUGCAGUCGUAUCACACCAAGCUCUUGGGAGAGUUGAAUGAGCAGCGCAAGAGGGACUUUUUCUGUGACUGCAGCAUCAUCGUGGAAGGGAGGACCUUCAAAGCCCACAGGAAUAUUUUGUUUGCCAACAGCGGCUAUUUCCGGGCCCUGCUGAUUCACUACAUUCAAGACAGCGGGAGGCACAGCACAGCCUCGCUGGACAUCGUGACCUCGGAGGCCUUCUCCACCAUCUUGGAUUUCCUCUACUCCGGGAAGCUGGAUCUGCGCGGGGAGAACGUGAUUGAGGUGAUGUCCGCGGCCAGCUACCUGCAGAUGACCGACGUGGUCAACUCCUGCAAGACGUACAUCAGGUCGUCGCUGGACAUCUGCCGAAAGAUGGAGAAAGAAGCCGCCGCCAUCGUCGCCGCCGCCUCGUCCCACCGGUCCGACGGCGAGAGCUCGGCCCCGGUCGGGGACGGGCCGUUCUCUGGACCGAAGGGCCUUCGUCCCGUUUCCGUCUCCCCGUCCCCGGACGGGGCGGAGAUCUCCGACUGUCGGAGGGAUCCUCCGUGUGCCGACUACGCCGGCCGCCCCCCGGAACCGGUGGCCGGGGACCCCCUGGGCCGCGGUCCCGUGGCCGCCAUCCCGCCUCCGCCCAAAGGGGUGGAACCCAAAGUCGAAUUGGACUCAGAGCAGGUGAUGGAGGACGGGUUCCCCUCCGGCCAGGCCGCGGACUUAGCUUGCAAUAGCUACCACGUGAAGCAGUUUCUGGAGGCCCUGUUGCUCAACGGGGCUGCCCCCAGGAAAGACGACGUGGCCCACCAGCUUCCGCGGGGCCCGGAGGAGGCCGUGAGCUCGGUGAUGGACGUCCAGACGGAUUGGUACGGGGAGGACGCAGGUGACCUGCUGGUGGCACCCAUUAAGCUGCACAAGUGCCCGUUCUGUCCGUACACGGCCAAGCAGAAGGGAAUCCUCAAACGGCACAUCCGCUCUCACACCGGGGAGAGGCCAUAUCCUUGUGAGACGUGCGGCAAGAGGUUCACACGCCAGGAGCACCUGCGGAGUCACGCUCUGAGCGUCCACCGGUCCAACCGGCCGAUCAUCUGCAAGGGCUGCCGCAGAACCUUCACCAGCAGUGCGUCACCGGGGCUCCGGCGAUUCGGCUUGUGCGACGGUUGCACGUGCGUGACGACCACCCAGGACGACCCGGCGGCGCCCGUCAGCCUCGGCCGGGUGGAAACCUCCUCAGAGGGUCGGGAGAAGGGCGACCCGGACGGCGACUGGCCCAUCUACGUGGAGUCCGGGGAGGAAAACGACCCCGCCGGAGACGAUUCCGACGACAGACACCACGUCCACCGGGGCCUGUCGGACCGAGACGCGCUCAUGUAGCGACCGGUUGGGGAGGGGACCGGUUAUAUUUCCCGUCUUCACAGGCCCGCUCCGGUUCGGAGCCGCAAGUCGACCCAGUCGAACGGAGCACUAAAAGAUGGGGUUUUUAAAACGGUUACAGAGCCCCGUUUAAGAUGGAACCGACGUGGUAGGGGUUGGAUUUUUUCGGAUUCCCAAGUGGUUUUUAACUCUUCUGUGAUGUGCACUGAAUUCCAUGGAGUUUAUACAGGGUGAACUGAGGCCAGCGUCAAAGGGCUUCUUCUUUCCCGCUGUCAACGCGAACCCUGGUUAUGAGGGGAAAACCUCCCAGCUCGCUCUCAUACUGUGACUCUUCCCGCUUCACUGCCACAGCCCCUAAUGUCAGAGAGACACCACCUCCUCUCUUAUUAAAGGGAGCAAGAUCCCUUUAAUCAAUCAAUAAAUACAGUUGAUGAUGAGCAAGAGUAAACGUCCGUCGCAGACUCAUCUGGGCUCUGCUAAUCCCGUUUCACCUACUCAAUCUCAAAUCUCGCUAGGGUGAAAGUUUGGGGCAGGACUCGAUCUAGAAGUCGGCAAAAAUUUGGAAGGAAAAUUUUUAAAAAUCGGGCAGUUACGCCUGUUUCAACAAGCAAGGGUUAUUGCUUAUGGGCUCCUCCUUAAGCCUAGCUCCUAGAAGACCUAAUGGAGUCUUUGGGUCUUUCAGUUUAUUUUUUGUGAGGUUAUGUGCAGCUGCCCUUCAGGGCUUACAACUGGGCCCCCUCAGGCAUUGUGAUCUUGAA
Tachyglossus aculeatus (Australian echidna) is the source of this 2132-nucleotide messenger RNA. RefSeq names its product zinc finger and BTB domain containing 8B (gene ZBTB8B). Lineage: Eukaryota; Metazoa; Chordata; Mammalia; Monotremata; Tachyglossidae. Gene Ontology annotation, biological process: regulation of transcription by RNA polymerase II. Bases 1 to 1374 code for a protein of 457 amino acids. The record is from RefSeq and is a predicted model, not a curated record. Gene Ontology annotation, molecular function: DNA-binding transcription factor activity, RNA polymerase II-specific; protein binding; RNA polymerase II cis-regulatory region sequence-specific DNA binding. The transcript has 3 exons.